Molecule: messenger RNA, 1191 nt
Organism: Saccharomyces paradoxus
Lineage: Eukaryota; Fungi; Ascomycota; Saccharomycetes; Saccharomycetales; Saccharomycetaceae
Gene: TLG2
Product: t-SNARE syntaxin TLG2
Exons: 1
Coding region: 1-1191 (396 amino acids)
Biological process (GO): vesicle-mediated transport; vesicle fusion; intracellular protein transport
Cellular component (GO): SNARE complex; endomembrane system; membrane
Molecular function (GO): SNARE binding; SNAP receptor activity
Source: RefSeq, a predicted model, not a curated record
AUGUUUAGAGAUAGAACUAAUUUGUUUUUAUCAUACCGUAGGACUUUCCCUCAUAACAUAACUUUCUCAUCUGGGAAAGCACCUUUGGGCAAUGAUCGAGAUAUUGAAAUGGGUUCGUAUCCAAUGGUGAAUAUGUCCCAUGACAUAUCGGCCAGGUUGGAAGACGAACGAAAAAAAGAGUAUGAAAGUCGUAGUGAUUCGUUGCCACCCAUAUUUAUUGAUAUAGCGCAGGAUGUUGAUGAUUAUCUUUUGGAGGUGAGACGGUUAAGUGAACAAUUGGCGAAAGUUUACAGGAAGAAUUCGUUACCUGGUUUUGAAGACAAGAGCCAUGAUGAGGCGCUAAUUGAAGACCUAAGUUUCAAAGUAAUUCAGAUGCUACAGAAAUGUUACGCUGUUAUGAAACGGUUAAAGACAAUAUACAACUCUCAGUUUGUGGAUGGGAAGCAAUUAAGUCGAGAAGAGUUGAUCAUACUGGAUAAUCUACAGAAGACCUACGCAGAAAAGAUACAGACCGAAAGUAACAAGUUCAGAGUAUUACAAAAUAAUUAUUUGAAAUUUUUGAACAAGGAUGACUUGAAACCCAUUCGCAAUAAGGCUAAUGCAGAGAGUACGCUAUUACUGGAUGAUGAGGAAGAGGAGGCAGCAAGAGAGAAGAGGGAAGGCCUUGAUAUUGAAGAUUACUCAAAAAGGACGUUGCAGAGGCAGCAACAGCUUCAUGACACUUCUGCAGAAGCAUAUUUGAGAGAACGUGACGAAGAAAUUACGCAGUUGGCAAGGGGUGUACUAGAAGUGAGCACUAUUUUCAGGGAAAUGCAAGAUUUAGUUAUUGAUCAGGGAACUAUUGUGGACAGAAUUGAUUAUAAUCUGGAAAAUACAGUGGUGGAAUUAAAAAGUGCGGAUAAGGAGUUGAAUAAAGCAACACACUACCAGAAGAGGACUCAAAAAUGUAAGGUUAUUCUACUACUAACAUUGUGUGUAAUUGCGCUCUUUUUCUUUGUUAUGUUAAAACCACAUGGUGGUGGCAGUGGCGGUGGCAACCAUGGUGGUAGCAAGCAUAAUAAUGAUAACAACAGUAGUAAUAAUAGUCAUGAUGAUAGCAGCAAUACUCACACUAAUGACGAAGACAAGAACUUGCCGAGUACCGUCAAAGUAAGAGAAUUUGAAAAUAGAGCUCUAAACGGCCUAGUUUGA